AUUUCGGUCGCAGGCUGUGGGAACUCCCUGCUGAUGAUUCGGAGGAGGAGGUCCUGGUCUUGGAGCUCAGUUGCGGGGAGGCGCGGGUCUGGAGCGCACGCAAGAGCUGACGGUGCGUUCAGGGCCCUGAAGUCUUUUGCUUUCCGCCAAGUCAAGCCGCAAGGAUGCAGCUGUAGCGAGGAAGGAAACAUCACCCGAGAAAGAAACAACCAACCCGCCAGACUUUUCCUGCAAGUUUACACCAACUUUUUAAAGUUAAGUCGAAAAAAAAAAAAAAAUGUACUCAGGGAGAUUUCGCGCAAAGACCCCGGGGCCUGGCGCCGCCUCUGCCCGCUCGCUGCGGUGCCUCGCCGGGCUCCUGCUGCUGCUGGCGCCCGCCCCCGGCUGCGGAGGCUUCAACCUGGAUGUGAACAAUCCGGCCGUUUACAGCGGAGCCCCGGGAAGCUACUUUGGAUACGCGGUGGACUUUUACUUGGCCGAUUCGUCCAGUGCCAGCGUGGUGGUGGGCGCCCCCAAGGCCAACACCAGGCAGAGCGGCAUUGUGGAGGGCGGAUCGGUCGCUUACUGCCCGUGGAGCCUCGGCCAAUCAGAUUGUCACGCCAUCGAGUUUGACGUGGAAGGGGAUCGCAACUUCCUGAUCAACGAUACGCAGCACCAGAUCGACUUCAAGUCCCACCAGUGGUUCGGCGCCACCGUGCGUUCCCACGGCGACACCAUUCUGGCCUGCGCGCCGCUCUACUCGUGGCGGACGGAGAAGGACGUGGCGCGAUCGGACGCUACCGGCACUUGUUACCUCUCCGUGCAGAACUUCACCAAGUUUGUGGAGUACGCCCCCUGCAGGACAGAAAUCAGCGAUGAGGGAGGUCAAGGCUACUGUCAAGGAGGAUUCAGUGCCGACUUCACCACGGACGGCCGGGUGGUGCUGGGCGGGCCGGGCAGCUACUUCUGGCAAGGUCAGGUGAUCUCCGCGGACAAGGAGGACAUCAUCAAGACUUACUACCCGGGGUACUUCAUGCAGUCCGUGGACGGUCAGAUCCAGACCAAGCAAGUCCAGGCUCAACACGACGACAGCUACCAAGGAUACUCCGUGGCUGUGGGCGACUUCACCGGGGAUCAAGUAGAAGACUUUGUGGCCGGCGUUCCGAAAGGAGUCAUGCUUUACGGACUGGUGUCCGUCUUGAACGGGACAGACUUGAAAACCAUGAUUAACUACACCGGCGAGCAGAUGGGAUCCUAUUUCGGCUACGCGGUGGCGACCACCGACGUCAACGGCGACGGGAUGGUGGACCUGCUGGUGGGCGCCCCCAUGUUCAUGACGCGGGGGUCCGACGGCCGCCUGGAAGAAAUGGGACGCGUCUACGUCUACCUGCAGCGCGGGCCCCUGAGGCUGGAGCUCAGCCUGCCUCACCUGACCGGCGCUCAGGUGUUUGGGAGAUUUGGCAGCACCGUGGCGCCGCUGGGAGAUCUCAACCAGGAUGGCUUCAACGACGUGGCGGUCAGCUGUCCAUUCGGCGGUGAGGACCAGCAGGGUUUGGUCUACAUCUACAACGGCUUCCCCCACGGUCUCCGAGAGAAGCCGUCCCAGGUGAUCGCGGGCCAGUGGGCCGCAGGUUCAAUCCCCGCCAGUUUCGGCUUCGCACUCCGAGGCGCCGAGGACCUGGACAGGAACGGUUAUCCGGAUCUGAUCGUUGGUGCCUUCGGCGUUGAUAAGGCGGUUCUCUACAGGUCGCGACCCAUCGUCAACACCAGCGCCUCGCUGUCGGUCUACCCCGCCAUGAUCAACCCGGAGGAGAAGAACUGCAUCAGCACCCAAGGGAACGCCACCGUGGUCGUCUCCUGCGUCAACCUGAGCUUCUGCUUGUCGGCCAACGGGAAGCACCUACCAGACGUCCUCGACUUCCAGGUGGAGUUGCAGCUGGACAGUCAGAAGCUGAAACAGAAAGGAGCGGUCAGGCGGGCGCUUUUCCUGGACUCCCAGCAGCCUUUGCUGCGGCAGAGCGUGAGGGUGCGCAACGGCGAGGAAGUCUGCGACCACACCAAGAUCUACCUCCGAGAUGAGAAGGACUUCAGGGAUAAGCUCUCCUCCAUCUUUGUGGCCCUGAACUUCAGCCUGGAUCCCGGGGCCGCCGCCGACUUGCACGGCCUGAGGCCAAUUCUCAACCAGCGCGACGCUAACGUGAUCGAGCAGAAGGUACUCGGGCACUCUUCUUCUUGGCCUCCCUUUUAGAUCCCGCUGGCUGUUCUCCUAUACCGGGGGUCGGCAAACCAAAAUGUUGAAAGAGCCAUAUUGGACCAAACAUGCAAAAACUAAUCCGUCCGGAGCCGCAAAAAAUUAAAAGCCAUAUCAUGUUAGACCUGCUCGACAUCCCCCUAGAGGGGGGGUUGCCCACUUCUGAGGU
This is a messenger RNA of Nerophis ophidion (straightnose pipefish), 2399 nucleotides long. RefSeq names its product integrin alpha-5-like. The record is from RefSeq and is a predicted model, not a curated record. The transcript is spliced from 18 exons. Gene Ontology annotation, biological process: cell-cell adhesion; cell-matrix adhesion; cell adhesion mediated by integrin. Bases 278 to 2227 code for a protein of 649 amino acids. NCBI's taxonomy places the organism in Eukaryota, Metazoa, Chordata, Actinopteri, Syngnathiformes, Syngnathidae. Gene Ontology annotation, molecular function: integrin binding. Gene Ontology annotation, cellular component: external side of plasma membrane; integrin complex.